AUGAGUCACAAUUCAAUUCAUUGUAGAAAAAUAUAAUUAUCCCUCCAAAAAAACUACAUUUAACCAUUUUACAAGAAUAUUAAACUUAGAAUCCAAAUUUCUCAUAAUUUAUCAAUGAAAAACAAUUAAAUCCCUGUUUCAUUAAUUGUGAAUUAAUUCCAAUCUUCAUUAUUUAUUAACAUGAUAUAGACCUUAUCCAUCAAUUCUAAUUUAAAUAAAAUCAAUAACUCAUGCGAAUCUUAUCCAUCAUAUUAUUAAAUUAAUCUUUAUGUCAAUAAUAACAAUAUAGAAACUAAAAAAUAAAUAUUACAAGAUAACAGAAUUACAUAUUGUAAAAUACUAGAAAUUAAUGUUAAUGAAGAAUAUAUUGAUUAAGAUUUAGAAUUUAUCAUUAUUGUAAAUUUGAACAAAAGUAUUGUUUUAAUGAAAUCAAAUAGAUUUUGAGAAAUGAAAUACCUAAAGAAUAAUAUAAAUUAAUUGUAAUAUCAACAUUCAAUCAUAGUCUAAGUAAAUAAUCAAUUUGAUUUCGAAUAUCAAUAUUUUGGUAAUACAGUUAAAAUGAAUAUUGUUUUUCAUAUUAAAUCUCAUUUCCAAUUAAAAGAUAUUGAAAUGGAUUUCCUUUGA
This is a messenger RNA of Paramecium primaurelia, 624 nucleotides long. NCBI's taxonomy places the organism in Eukaryota, Ciliophora, Oligohymenophorea, Peniculida, Parameciidae. The record is from the annotation of a GenBank genome assembly.